This is a messenger RNA of Poecilia reticulata (guppy), 3237 nucleotides long. It is a transcript of the gene tfe3b, whose product is annotated as transcription factor binding to IGHM enhancer 3b. Gene Ontology annotation, biological process: regulation of transcription by RNA polymerase II. Gene Ontology annotation, molecular function: protein dimerization activity; DNA-binding transcription factor activity, RNA polymerase II-specific; RNA polymerase II cis-regulatory region sequence-specific DNA binding. Gene Ontology annotation, cellular component: nucleus. The record is from RefSeq and is a predicted model, not a curated record. Lineage: Eukaryota; Metazoa; Chordata; Actinopteri; Cyprinodontiformes; Poeciliidae.
CCUCAGUGCAACAUAAACAACAGCGUUAAGUGUCGAGGCUAGGGGGCUGCUUAGUUUGUAACCGCCGACACUAAAACAUGGCAAAGAAAGCGGAGGUUUCCGGGAAUUAAUUGGUGUAAUUAUGGUAAUUAUGUGAAAUGAACAUAUUUGUUUGCUCCAUCCUUAGAUCUUGAUCUGUGUCCACCAUGUCGUCGCGCGUGUUGCUGCGCCAGCAGCUGAUGCGAGAGCAAGCCCAGGAGCAGGAGCGGCGCGAGGCCCAGCAGCAGGCCUCCGCCUCCCAGCUCAGAGGCUCCGACUCCACGCCAGCCAUCUCCGUCUCCCUGCCGCCCAAUGCCGCUCGGCCCCCACCGGCACAGGUGCCUGUGGAGGUGCUAAAAGUGCAGACUCACUUGGAGAACCCAACCAAGUACCACAUCCAGCAGGCCCAGAGGCAGCAGGUGAAGCAGUACCUCUCCACCACUUUGGGGAACAAGGCGGUCACGCAGUCGCUCGGCGUGUCCCCCGUGCACCAGUCCAGUUCGGCCCCCGAAGUCGGCCCCUCCGCCAGCAGCGCCCCCAACAGCCCCAUGGCUCUGCUGAACAUCGGCUCGAACAAGGAGGAAAUCGAUGAUGUGAUCGACGACAUCAUCAGUCUCGAAUCCAGCUUCAACGACGACAUCAUCACCUUGAUCGACUCAGGUCUUCAGCUGCCCAGCACGCUCCCGGGAAAUCUGCUGGAUGUUUACCACAGCCCUGGAAUGGCAGCUCCUACUCUCACUGUCAGCAACUCCUGCCCUGCUGACCUUCCACAGAUCAAAAGGGAAAUUACCGGUACAGAGCCUGCUUGCAUUGACUUCUGUCUGCGUCGUUAUGAAACUUUAUUUAACAUGUCUGAUUCCAUUACAAAACGUUCAACUCCUCUUUCAGACACCGACACCAAAGCAUUAUUGAAGGAAAGGCAGAAGAAAGACAAUCACAACCUCAUCGAGCGGAGGCGACGAUUCAACAUAAACGACCGAAUAAAGGAGCUGGGUACUCUGAUCCCCAAGUCGAGUGACCCGGAGAUGCGUUGGAAUAAAGGCACCAUCCUGAAGGCCUCUGUGGACUACAUCAGGAAGCUGCAGAAGGAGCAGCAGAGAGCCAAGGAUGUCGAAAUGCGCCAGAAGAAGCUGGAGCAGGCCAACCACAUUCUAAUGUUGCGCAUCCAGGAACUUGAAAUGCAGGCACGACUCCACGGACUGCCAGCCGCCCAGCAGCAGGCGGCGGUGGCAGUGCCCCACGCUGCCCAGAACCCCGGUGCCGCCACCACCCUGAACCUCUCGGCUCUGGGCGCGAUAGCACAGCCGCUGCCGGCCUCCUUCCUCUCCCCGCCCUCCUCUGACUCCCCCGCCGGCGUCACCAUCAGCAGUCCGCUGGACCUCGGCAGCCUGAGCUUCGCCGAGCUGGACGACCCCACCGCCUCGGCGCUCUACCCAGACGUGGGCCUGGGGGACAUUCUCAUGGACGACGGGUGCGCCCUGUCCCCGGAGAGGAUGGGCGAGCCACUGUUCUCCCCACUGUCACCAGGUGCCUCUAAAACCAGCAGCCGCAGGAGCAGCCUUGAAAUGGACGAGGACUUGUGAUGGGUUUCCAUAGCGAUCAGAGAUGAUCUAGGAAGUGCAGUCUAUCCCUAAUAACUAAAGUCUAUUUGUAGGACUGAAAAGAAAAACGUUCAAAGCUAUCAUGGAAAACUAACUUAAUAUUGAAUCAGAUGAUUAAUUAUUGAAUUUAUUUUUGUUUUUGCCAUAAAUAUUGUUCCUAUUGGGAACAGCUCAAAUGAUUGUCUAAGUUUAUAAAUGCAAUCUUAUUAAAUGGAAUAUUAUAUAUUAGUGAAGUGGACCUUUAGCAUUAAGAAAUUCAGUAGUUCUUAAGACGAAUUCAGAGAUUUAAAAGGGACGUCUUGCUUUUAUUUUUUUCAAAAUUUAUUAUGAUGAUGACAAAAGCUGUGAGGAUUCACCGGCAUAGCAAACAUACUAAGAGAUGCCAACAAUUCAGUAUGACUUUUAAUUUUAAUUUUUGUUUCUUCAACUGACUGGAAUCAGGGUUCGUCGUUCGCUCCUGUUGGUUGUCUCACCAGCAGCUACAGAAGGGAUCUUUUAUCAGGGGUGUCCAAAGUCGGUCCUGGAGGGCCGGCAUCCUGCAUGUUUUAGUUCUCUCCCUAGUGGUAGUAACAAACUCCUCAGCAAGUCAAUGUUCUCCUUGGCCUUCUAACUAGCCAUCAUUUAAUGCAGGUGUGCUAAACCAGGGAGAGAACUAAAACAUGCAGGAUGCCGGACCUCGAGGACCGACUUUGGACCCUGUUUUAAAUGAAUUGGCACAUUGUGAAAUAUUUACUGCAUUUUGUACAUAAGAGUAUUUUAUUUUGAGCAAUUUUAUUGCACCUUACUUUAAGGCAGUCUAUGCAUUUUAUGAGAGCUUUUUGGUUUUGUUUUUUUUAGUACUUUACACCCAGUGGUCUGCUUCUAGGCCCGGUCGCAUGUUCUCGAGAUGAUAAUAAAGCCGUACAAGCAGCUGGUUUAGCCAAAGCAGGAUUUGUUCCGUUUUAUUUUUUGAGUUGAUUUACUUAGUAAACGCAUGAGUGUCUGAGAAGAGAACAAUUUUCCAACAGUACUGUAGCUCAUAACUUUUUUUUUUUUAUACCUGAUAGUUUGAUAAAUGCUUUUUCAUGACUAAUAUCUAUUUUUGUCUUUUCCUUUUAACCUUCUGUGAUCACUGAAUGACGUUCACCAGUUGGCAUGUUUUACUCCGAUUGUUUUACUUUGCGAUAUCAUUUCUGAUCAUGCUUUAAUGUUGCUCGUUGUGUGUAUUACCGAGGGCUUUGACCCCCUUUAAAAAACAAUUAAUAGUUUAAUCUCAGAACUGAUUAAAAAAAUGGACGAUUAAGAAGAACCCACAGGUCAACUCUUCCGUAAAGUAGGCGCAAAUAUUAAGAAUUGUAAAUUUUUAGUUAUUUUUCUAACACCGACUUAGUUUUUCUGUUCAGUAUGCGGUUUGUAGCUCAUCGUUCAAAAGUUGGAGCUAAAUCUAUUUAAAGGCGCUCCACACCAAAUCACACUUCCUCGCCUUUUUUUUUUUUUUUUGCAUAUAUGCAACUAUUAUCUACAACAUGUAGAUAUGUGAGAGUUAAAACUGACUGUUAAACACAAACACGUGCGUGUUGUCCCCCUCUCAGUAAUUUGGCUUUUGUUAACAUUUUAACAAAUAAACGACUUUCUUCAA